AUGGCCACUCCUGAGGAUUUGGAGGCCAAUGCCGAGUAUAUUCGUAUGGCCGAUCAGUAUGUCGAGGUGCCUGGUGGAACCAAUAACAAUAACUAUGCCAAUGUCGAGCUGAUUGUCGAUAUUGCCGAGAGAACCAAUGUUCAGGCUGUUUGGGCCGGUUGGGGUCAUGCUUCGGAAAACCCCCAUUUGCCAGAAUCGUUGGCUGCUUCGCCAAAGAAGAUUGUUUUUAUUGGACCUCCUGGCUCGGCAAUGAGAUCUUUGGGUGAUAAGAUCAGUUCGACCAUUGUUGCUCAACACGCCAAAGUUCCUUGUAUUCCCUGGUCCGGUACUGGUGUUGACCAGGUUUCUGUUGAUAAGGAGUCUGGUCUUGUUUCUGUUCCUGACGAUGUAUAUAUUAAGGGUUGUUGUACUACCCCAGAAGACGGUCUUGAGAAAGCCAAGAAGAUUGGCUUUCCUGUCAUGAUUAAAGCUUCGGAAGGUGGUGGUGGUAAAGGUAUUCGUAAGGUCGAGCACGAGGAUAAAUUCAUUUCUCUGUAUAAGCAAGUCGAAGCCGAAAUUCCUGGUUCGCCUAUCUUUAUCAUGCAAUUGGCCGGUAACGCCAGACAUUUAGAAGUACAAUUGUUGGCGGAUCAGUACGGUAACAAUAUUUCAUUGUUCGGAAGAGAUUGUUCGGUUCAAAGACGUCACCAAAAGAUUAUUGAAGAGGCUCCUGUCACUAUUGCCAGACCCGAUACUUUCACUGCUAUGGAGAAGGCUGCUGUCCGUUUGGGUCAAUUGGUCGGUUAUGUCUCUGCCGGUACUGUCGAGUAUUUGUACUCUCACGCAGAUGAUAAGUUCUAUUUCUUAGAAUUGAACCCUCGUUUGCAAGUCGAACAUCCUACUACUGAAAUGGUCACUGGUGUUAAUCUUCCAGCAGCCCAAUUGCAAAUUGCCAUGGGUAUUCCUCUUCAUAACAUUCGUGACAUUCGUUUGUUCUACGGAGUUGAUCCCAAGACUCAAACUCCUAUUGAUUUCGACUUUUCCACUGAACUCAGUAAGAAGUCGCAAAGACGUCCUGUUCCCAAGGGUCACACCACUGCCUGUAGAAUUACUUCCGAGGAUCCUGGUGAGGGCUUUAAACCUUCCAGUGGUAUGAUGCACGAACUUAACUUCAGAUCGUCUUCUAAUGUCUGGGGUUAUUUCUCGGUUGGUAAUCAAGGUGGUAUCCACUCAUUUUCCGACUCGCAAUUCGGUCACAUUUUCGCGUUUGGUGAGAAUAGACAGGCCUCUCGUCAACACAUGGUUGUUGCUUUGAAGGAGUUGAGUAUUCGUGGUGAUUUCCGUACCACUGUUGAAUAUUUGAUUAAGUUGCUGGAGACUCCUGAUUUCGAGGACAAUACCAUCACCACUGGUUGGUUGGAUGAGCUUAUUUCCAAGAAACUUACUGCCGAGAGACCUGAUCCUUAUUUGGCUGUUAUUUGUGGUGCCGUCACCAAGGCUCAUGUCCAAUGUGAGGGUAUUAUCAACGACUACAAGACUUCUCUUGAAAAGGGUCAAGCUCCUUCUAAAGAGACCCUCAAGUCGUUGUUUGCUAUUGAUUUCAUCUACGAGGGUGAGAGAUACAAGUUCACUGCCACCAGAUCUUCUCAAGAUUCUUAUACUUUAUUUAUUAACGGAUCCCGUGUUGAUGUUGGUGUCCGGUCGCUUUCUGAUGGUGGUUUGCUUGUGUCCAUUGGUGGCAAGUCUCACUCUGUUUACUGGAAGGAAGAAGUCGGUGCUACCAGAGUAUCUGUUGAUGCCAAGACCUGUCUUUUGGAGGUCGAGAACGACCCCACCCAAUUGAGAACCCCAUCUCCUGGUAAGCUUGUUCGUUUCUUGGUUGAGAGUGGCGAGCGUGUCAAGGCUGGUCAACCUUACGCUGAAGUCGAGGUCAUGAAAAUGUACAUGCCUUUGGUUGCUGCCGAGGACGGUAUUGUUCAACUUAUCAAGCAACCCGGAUCCACGUUGGAAGCUGGUGACAUUCUUGGUAUACUUGCUCUUGACGACCCCAGCAGAGUCAAGCACGCCAAGCCUUUUGAGGGUCAAUUGCCUGAGUACGGUCCUAGCAGUCUCAUUGGUAACAAGCCUUCUCAAAGAUUCUAUGUUUUGCAUCACAUUUUGGAGAACAUUUUGUCUGGUUUCGACAAUCAAGUUGUUAUGAACAGCACUCUUAAGGAGUUAAUUGAGGUCUUGAGAAAUCCUGAAUUGCCAUAUGGUGAAUGGUCUCAACAAGCCUCUGCUUUGCACAGCAGAUUACCUGCUAAGCUGGAUGCUAAUCUGUCAGGAAUUGUUGACAAGGCCAAGCAACGUAAAGCCGAGUUCCCUGCCAAGCAGCUUUUGAAGGCCAUUGAGAAGGCUGCUCCUGAAAAGGCCAGUGAAGCUGGUAUCUACCAGUCGGUUGUUGAACCUCUUACCAAAAUCUGUGUUAGAUACUCCGAGGGUCUUGUUGCUCACGAGUACCACGUCAUUGCUAAUUUGCUGCAAGAAUACAUUGACGUUGAGAGUCUCUUUUCUGGCUCUCACUCUCGUGAGGAGGACGUUAUUCUCAGACUUCGUGAGGAGAACAAGGAUAACCUUAGAAAGGUUGUUAUGAAGGUGUGGUCUCACAGCAGAGUCGGUGCCAAGAACAAUCUUAUUCUUGCCAUUUUAUCGGAAUACCAACCAUCCAAGGUUGAUAGUUCUUUGAUUGCCGCUCACAUCAGACCUGUGUUGAAGAACUUGGUCGAGCUCGAGAGCAGAGCUACUGCCAAGGUCGUGCUCAAGGCCCGUGAAAUCCUCAUUCAAUGUGCUUUGCCUUCUCUCAAGGAGAGAUCUGACCAACUUGAACACAUCUUGCGUUCUUCUGUUGUUGAGUCAAGUUAUGGUGAGGUCGGUUUGGAGAGACGUACUCCUAGCUACGAAGUUCUUAGAGAGGUUGUUGAUUCUAGAUACACUGUUUUCGACGUUCUCAUUCAAUUCUUCACCCACCCUGAUCCUUAUAUCGUCUUGGCUGCCCUUGAAUUGUACGUCAGACGUGCUUCUAGAGCUUAUGUUAUUCCCGAGCUCACCUACCACAUGGACUCGAGUUCGCCUGCUGUUUGUUACAAGUUUAGAUUGCCUAACUUGAACAACGCUGCUUAUAACGCUCUUGCCAGCGCCAGUGCCGGUUCUAGCAAUGUCUCCUCUCCUGAUGGGGCUUCUUCUCCUGUCAGAACUCACUUUUCUAGAGCUAUUUCCAUUUCUGACUUGUCUUUCUUGAUUGGCAAGAACGACACUUCUCCUCUUAGAACCGGUGUUGUUGCUCCUGCUGCUUCUCUUGAUGAUAUCGACGAAGCUCUUUCUAGAGCUCUUGAGCUUUUCCCUAGAUCCAACGGUGGUCUUGAAAUCAAGGUUAACGGUGGCUCUUUGGCCCAACAAAGAGGUGUCCCCUCUGCUGCCGGAUCUAAUAACGGUAGCAACGGGCAAAAGAACCCAUUGACCAAUAUCUGCAGUGUUGUUGUUAGCGAUUCUGACCCAGAUGCCAGCGAUGACGAUAUUCUCGACAGAAUUGCCGAUGUUCUUGAAGACAACAAGGACGAUCUCGUUGCUUGUUCUGUUCGUCGUCUUACUUUCCUCAUUGGAGGAGAUGUUGGUGUUUACCCCAAGUACUUUACUUUCCGCGGUCCUGACUACCAAGAAGACAAGACUAUCCGUCACAUUGAGCCUGCUCUUGCUUUCCAACUUGAGUUAGGAAGAUUGUCUAACUUUGAAAUCAAGCCUGUCUUUACUGAUAACAGAAACAUCCACAUCUACGAAGCAGUUGCCAAGAACUCGUCUUCUGAUAAGAGAUUCUUCACUAGAGGUAUUGUGACUCCUGGCCGUAUCAGAGAUGAUAUUUCUACCCCAUCAUACCUUAUUUCCGAGGCUAACCGUCUCAUGACUGACAUUCUCGAUGCUCUUGAGAUUGUUGAAACUUCCAACACUGAUCUUAACCACAUCUUCAUCAAUUUUACUGCUGUUUUCACCUUGGAUCCCAAGCAAGUUGAAGACGCCUUUGGUGGAUUUUUGGAGAGAUUCGGUCGUCGUCUGUGGCGUCUUCGUGUCACUGGUGCUGAAAUUCGUAUCAUGAUUUCCGAUCCUACCUCUGGUGCCACUUUCCCUCUCCGUGCCAUGAUCAACAACGUAUCUGGAUAUGUUGUCAAGACCGACAUGUACGCUGAAGUUAAGAACAACAAGGGUGACUGGGUAUACAAGUCGCUUGGUGCCACUCCUGGUAGCAUGCACUCUAGACCUGUCAACACUCCUUAUCCUACCAAGGAAUGGCUUCAACCCAAGAGAUAUAAGGCCCAUCUUAUGGGAACCACCUACUGUUACGAUUUUCCCGAGUUGUUCCGUCAAGCUAUUAUCUCGCAAUGGAAGAAGGUUCCUAAUGCCAAGGUUCCUGAGGAUGUUUUCUCUUACUCCGAGCUUAUUAUUGAUGAGACUGAGCAAUUAUCCGAAAUUACCCGUGAGCCUGGUGCUAACAAUGUUGGUAUGGUUGCUUGGAAGUGUUUUGCCAAGACUGUCGAAUACCCUGCUGGUAGAAAGUUUGUUGUCAUUGCCAACGAUAUCACAUACAAGAUCGGUUCGUUUGGUCCUCAAGAAGACAACUUCUUCAACAAGGUUACUGAAUUGGCUCGUGCCGAGGGUAUUCCUAGAAUCUACCUUUCUGCCAACUCUGGUGCUCGUAUUGGUGUUGCUGAGGAGAUUAUUCCUUUGUUCUCUGUUGCUUGGAAUGACGCUGAGAAUCCUUCUAAGGGUUUCCGUUACUUGUACUUGACCCCUGAACACUACGAACAACUAAACAAGUCUGCUAAGAAGACUGUCAGCUGUGAACAUAUUGUUGAGGAUGGUGAAGUCAGAUACAAGAUCGAGUUUAUCAUUGGUGCCGAAGAUGGUUUGGGUGUUGAGUGUUUGAAGGGAUCUGGACUGAUUGCCGGUGCUACCUCAAGAGCUUACAAGGAUAUCUUUACCAUUACUUUGGUUACUUGUAGAUCUGUUGGUAUUGGUGCCUACCUUGUUCGUUUGGGUCAAAGAGCCAUUCAAAUUGAGGGACAACCCAUCAUCCUUACUGGUGCUCCUGCUAUUAACAAGCUUCUUGGUCGUGAGGUCUACAGCUCUAACUUGCAAUUGGGCGGUACCCAGAUCAUGUACCGCAAUGGUGUUUCUCACUUGACUGCCAAUGAUGACCUUGCUGGUGUUGAGAAGAUUGUUAACUGGAUGUCCUAUGUUCCAGCUCAAAGAAACCUUCCUGUCCCUAUCUUGUCUCUUGGUGACAACUGGGAUCGUGAUGUUGAGUUUGUUCCAUCUAAAUCUGAGCCCUAUGAUGUUCGUUGGCUCAUUGCCGGUCGUGAAAAUGGCGACCACUUCGAGGCUGGUCUUUUCGACAAGGGUUCAUUCCAAGAGACCUUGAGUGGAUGGGCCAAGGGUGUCGUUGUUGGUAGGGCUCGUCUUGGUGGUAUUCCUAUGGGUGUUAUUGGUGUUGAGACUAGAGCUGUGGAGAACAUGAUUCCUGCUGAUCCUGCCAACCCCGAUUCUACUGAAGUCAUGGUCCAAGAGGCUGGUCAAGUUUGGUACCCCAACUCUGCUUUCAAGACUGCUCAAGCCAUUAAUGACUUUAACCACGGUGAGCAACUCCCCUUGAUGAUUCUUGCCAACUGGAGAGGUUUCUCUGGUGGUCAACGUGACAUGUACAACGAGGUCUUGAAGUACGGAUCGUACAUUGUUGAUGCUCUUGUUGACUUUAAGCAACCUAUUAUGACUUAUAUUCCUCCUACUGGUGAACUCCGUGGUGGUUCUUGGGUUGUUGUUGACCCUACCAUCAACAGUGAUAUGAUGGAGAUGUAUGCUGAUGCUGAGGCUCGUGCUGGUGUUUUGGAACCCGAGGGAAUGGUUGGUAUCAAAUUCCGUCGUGACAAGCUUCUCAGUACUAUGAAGCGUCUUGAUCCUAAAUAUGCUGAACUUUGUCGCGAAGCUGAACGCAAGGAUAUUACUCCUGCUGAGACCAGCAGCAUCAAGGUUAAGUUGGUUGAACGUGAGAAGUUGUUGUUGCCCAUUUACCAACAAAUCAGUGUUCAAUUCGCCGACUUGCACGACCGUGCCGGUCGUAUGGAAGCUAAGAACACCAUCCGCAAGGUGCUCGACUGGCAAAACGCGAGAAGAUUCUUUUUCUGGCGUGUGCGUCGUCGUGUGAAUGAAGAGUACCUCAUCUCUCGCAUUGCCAAGGCUCUUCCUAAGUCUACUAGACUUGAGCAAUUGGCUAGAUUGAAGUCUCUCUAUACUGGACAUGUUGAGAACCCUGAAAGUGAUAGAGAAGUUGCUGAGUGGCUCGAAGCCAAUGCUCAAAAGCUUACUGCUGCCAUUAGUCAACUUGCUGCUGACUCUUCUGUUCAACAGAUUAUCUCUACAUUACGGUCUGCCACUGGUGAGACUGCCGUUCGUGCUGUCACCGAAGCAUUCAAGACCCUUUCUGCAUCCGACCGUGAAGCUGUCCUGAAGUCUCUUCAGUCAUAG
This is a messenger RNA of Sugiyamaella lignohabitans, 6528 nucleotides long. It is a transcript of the gene ACC1, whose product is annotated as acetyl-CoA carboxylase ACC1. The coding region runs from base 1 to 6528 and encodes 2175 amino acids. Gene Ontology annotation, biological process: fatty acid biosynthetic process. Gene Ontology annotation, molecular function: acetyl-CoA carboxylase activity; ATP binding; metal ion binding. The transcript has a single exon. Lineage: Eukaryota; Fungi; Ascomycota; Dipodascomycetes; Dipodascales; Trichomonascaceae. The record is from RefSeq and is a predicted model, not a curated record.